This is a messenger RNA of Salmo salar (Atlantic salmon), 3191 nucleotides long. Lineage: Eukaryota; Metazoa; Chordata; Actinopteri; Salmoniformes; Salmonidae. The record is from RefSeq and is a predicted model, not a curated record.
UGCGCAUGCCCAUUGCGAAUUGGAAGCCAUGUUGAAGUUUUGGUGGAGGCUUGCUGUUAUUUUCUGACGCUGUAUGUUUUUUUUCGAUUUGUAGUAUUGGUGUCGUUCAACCAUACCAUUCGGGAACCAUAAAUCGGAGUUCUAAAGAUGAAUUCCAGCGUCGACCUAUCCAGGCGCAAUCCGCAGGAGGAUUUCGAGUUAAUUCAGCGGAUAGGAAGUGGCACAUACGGAGAUGUCUACAAGGCCCGUAAUGUCAACACCGGGGAACUGGCUGCCAUUAAAGUUAUUAAGCUGGAACCUGGUGAGGACUUUGAGGUGGUGCAGCAGGAGAUCAUUGUGAUGAAGGACUGCAAACACUCCAACAUCGUGGCCUACUUCGGCAGCUAUCUCCGGAGAGAUAAAUUAUGGAUCAGCAUGGAGUACUGCGGAGGAGGAUCUCUGCAGGAUAUUUAUCACGUGACUGGGCCUCUGUCCGAGUCUCAGAUUGCGUAUAUGUCACGGGAAACCCUUCAGGGUUUGUACUAUCUCCACAACAAAGGCAAAAUGCACAGAGACAUUAAGGGAGCAAAUAUUCUAUUGACAGACAACGGCUAUGUGAAAUUAGCUGACUUUGGUGUAUCAGCACAGAUCACUGCCACGCUGGCUAAGAGGAAGUCCUUCAUUGGAACUCCAUACUGGAUGGCUCCAGAGGUGGCAGCAGUGGAGAGGAAGGGAGGCUACAACCAGUUGUGUGAUAUCUGGGCCGUGGGCAUCACCGCCAUUGAGCUGGCCGAGCUGCAGCCUCCUAUGUUUGACCUGCACCCCAUGAGGGCCCUUUUCUUGAUGACAAAGAGUAAUUUCCAGCCGCCCAAAUUGAAAGACAAAGUGAAGUGGGGAAAUAAUUUCCAUCAUUUUGUCAAAUUGUCCCUGACGAAAAGUCCCAAGAAGAGGCCAACAGCAGAGAAACUAUUACAGCACCCAUUUGUGUCACAGCCUCUCAGUCGAACCCUGGCCAUCGAGCUGCUGGACAAAGCCAGCAACCCAGACCACACCACAUACAAUGACUUUGAUGAUGACGACCCUGAACCAGAGUUUAAGUAUAGGGGCCACUUCCUUCCCAUCACCCCUGGUGCUCGGCGAGCUCCUCGCUUUGCCAUCCGCAAGAAGUCUCCAGUGUCUGUUCCCCAUCGGAUUCGCUCCACCAGCAGGAGCACCAGGGAAGGGAAGACGCUGUCUGAGAUCACCUUUGGCCAGGUGAAGUUUGACCCCCCGUUGAGGAAGGAGACAGAGCCCCAUCAUGAGCUGCCCGACUCUGACCCUUUUUUGGACUGUGCAGAAGAGCUGUACUACACGGCGAGAUCUAAUCUGGAUCUUCAACGGGACUAUGGACAGGAAUCUCCAAGCCUGGUGGGAGGGAACAACAAACACAGUACCAUCAUGAGGCCGAAGGUCCCACCCCCACUUCCCCCCAAGCCCAAAUCUAUCUGUCCGCCCCAGGAGAGCCCGUCCCAGGGAGAGGAUGAUGUAGACGAAGGGGGGACCAUCAAGCGCUGCCCCGUACCAGAGAGCCCUGCCCGACCCGCCUCAAAUGUACCCCCCCGCCCUCCACCCCCACGCCUGCCCCCCCACAGACGCAGUAGCCUAGGUAACGAGAGUACACAGAGCCAGGCUGACUCAGAGCCCGAGGGGAAUGAUGCUGGGAGCUUUAGGCAUUUCUGGGAGUGGCUUCAUGCCCCACACACGGAAGAGGAGUUGGAAGAUGUGUUGGAGGAGGAAGAAGAGAGUAAUGGAUUGAGCUCUCACCAGAAUGGAGAAAAGGACAGUGCUGCAGAGAGGCAGUCCACCAUGCCCCCUAGUGUCCCCAUACGGAAAGACAAGAAGGACAUUCCAAAGCCAAUCAGUAAUGGUCUUCCACCCACACCCAAGGUCCACAUGGGGGCCUGUUUCUCCAAGGUGUUCAACGGCUGCCCGUUGAAAAUCCACUGUGCCACGUCCUGGAUCAACCCAGACACCAGAGACCAAUAUUUGAUAUUUGGUGCUGAGGAAGGGAUCUACACUUUAAACCUGAAUGAACUGCACGAGACGUCAAUGGAGCAGCUCUUUCCCCGGCGUUGCACUUGGCUUUAUGUUAUGAACAACUGCUUGCUCUCUAUAUCUGGAAAAGCCUCCCAGCUCUACUCUCAUAACGUAGCUGGUCUGUUCGAGCAUGCCCGCCAAAUGCAGAAGUUACCCAUGGCCAUUCCCACACACAAACUCCCGGACAAAAUGAUUCCAAGGAAGUUUGCCGUAUCUAAUAAGAUUCCAGACACAAAAGGUUGCCAAAAGUGCUGUGUAGUGAGGAACCCAUACAGCGGUCACAAGUACCUGUGUGGAGCGUUCCAGUCCAGUGUGGUUCUGCUGGAGUGGGUGGAGCCCAUGCAGAAGUUCAUGCUCAUCAAGAACAUCGACUUCCCCCUGCCCUGUCCCCUGGAAGUGUUUGAGAUGCUGGUGGUACCGGAGCAGCAGUACCCUCUCAUCUGCGUGGCCGUCAGCAAGGGCACCGAGCUCAGCCAAGUGGUCCGCUUCGGCACGGUCAACCCCAACUCGACAUCCUCCUGGUUCACAGAGGCCGAUACGCCCCAGACGUGUGUCAUCCACGUCACCCAGUUGGAGAGGGACACCAUAUUAGUUUGUCUCGACAGGUGUAUAAAGAUAGUGAACCUACAGGGACGGUUGAAGUCAAGCAGGAAGUUAUCUGCUGAGCUGACGUUUAACUUCCAGAUCGAGGCGAUAGUGUGUCUCCAAGAUAGCGUUCUGGCGUUUUGGAGGCAUGGCAUGCAAGGGCGGAGUUUCAAGACCAAUGAGAUCACCCAGGAGAUCUCUGAUAACACACGGAUCUUCAGACUGCUUGGAUCUGACAGAAACUCUCAGCACGACAGUUCAGGGCAGGAGGGAGCCGCCAGUCUGCCCAGAGUGGUGGUGCUGGAAAGCAGGCCGACAGACAACCCCACAGCACCCAGCAACCUCUACAUCCUGGCUGGACACGAGAACAGCUACUGAUCAAACCCCACAGCAUCCUGGGAACACAAGCCACUACAGACAGACAGACGCUAGAGACAGACAGACGCUAGAGACAGACAGACGCUAGAGACAGACAGACGCUAGAGACAGACGCACAGACGGGCCUAGAGACAGACGCACAGACAGGCCUAGAGACAGACGCACAGACAGGC